CGUUUCGGUUAAAUGCCCGCUGCCGUCGCCGAACUCGCGCCAACUUCCUGCCUCCUCAUCACUAUCAGGCUGUGUCGAUCGACAAUUUCUUUUGCACCAAGUCCCACUCUAAGCAGACUCUGAGUCCGGCAACACACUCCCAACUUUGGAGGCCUUGGCGAUUGACCAUCGUUGGAGUACAAACAUCCUCAUCGGGGCGGAGUGGUUUGUUAAGAUCCUACAGACUACACGUCGUUAACUAAAGAUAACGGUUCAAGGAAGGAGCUACUGAAGAGGGAAACUCAAAACUAUCACGAUAAUUGUCCAUCAACAACAUGCAAACAGCUACCUUACAAGAGGAUCGUCCCACCGAUCAACCCCAUAACCAGAACGGCAACAAAUCAAAUCCUAUCAUUAAUUUCCAAAAAGAAAUCGAUGAAAUUGCUCGCAAGAACCAUCAGCCAUCAGCCACUACCCUGCUCUCAGAUAACCAUACCCAUGCACUGGUCUCUCAGUUAGAGAAUUCACAUAUCACAGCCGAUUCUCUCUUGGUUGGAUUAGAGAAAGUCAAUCAAGUCGAACCGGGCGUCCCUCUCAAGGCACGACUGCUCAAUCGAUCUAGUUUCAUGACCAAGUCACUCGCAACCUAUCUUGAGAAAAGGCUGGUAACCGAUCACGAAUUGAUCAUCUACCUAGGCCCACACAACCUCCAUCAUCCAUCUCUCGGUGUCCUUUUUCAAUCUGAAUAUGAGUUGUCUGCGGGAGAUCCUGCCCAGAAGCUUUCACUCACCUCGAACGAUAAAUCACAAAUUAUUGAAGGAUUACAGGAGAUCUCAAAUUCGAUCGGAGCCGAAGUUUUUACUCUCUGGGAUGGUUUUCAAGAUGAGAAAGUCCAUGAACCUCAACCCGACGAGGAAAGCCUUGUUGACAAGCUGGCUGUAAACGACGAAGCUAUUUUGGAGCGUUGGAAUCCUAGCUCAAUGAGACUUAUGAUUCGGAGCAUCCCUGAAAGUGCGCACGACAUAGUAGAGUUGCGUGUAGCCUGUGUUGGAAAUGUCGAUUCCGGAAAAAGUACCACUUUAGGCGUGCUUACAAAAGGAAAGUUAGAUGAUGGUCGUGGUCGGGCUCGAGUAUCUUUGUUUCGACAUAAACAUGAGCUGGACAGUGGUCGAACAUCAUCUGUCGGUAUGGAAAUUAUGGGAUUUGAUGCUAAAGGUAGGGAGGUUCGCCCUGAUGGGGCUGCUGGUGACCUGCUCACAGCUUCCAACCAAGUUGGAUUAAGGAAACAGCAACUCAGCUGGGACGAUAUUUGUAAGAAGGCGGCCAAGGUGGUCAGCUUCAUUGAUUUGGCUGGACACGAGCGUUAUCUAAAGACAACUAUCUUCGGCUUGACGGGCUGUUCGCCUGAUUUUGUCCUCUUGAUCAUCGGUGCUAACGCCGGGCUCAUUGGCAUGAGCAAAGAACAUUUAUCGGUUGCUCUAGCAUUGUCUAUCCCGGUUGUUGCUGUGAUCACUAAAGUUGACAUGACGCCGGCUAACGUAUUGGAACAAACUGUUAAGCAACUCGUCAAAAUCCUUAAAAGUCCUGGCUGUCGUAAGGUACCUGUAUUUGUCAAAAAUGAAGGAAUGAGUUCCGAGUUAGCUCAAACCUUUAUACAAGAGAAGGCCUGCCCAAUCUUUAUGAUCAGUAAUGUUACUGGAAAUGGCAUAGCACCACUGAAGGUAUUCUUGAACAGUCUUCCUGCUGGUCUUGAGGCGCAAUAUCCGACCGAUGACCCUUUGGAGUUCACUAUAUCCGAUGCGUUUUCAGUGCCAUUUGUUGGGACGGUAGUUUCAGGCGUGAUAGUCUCAGGCCAUUUGGCAACAGGCCAGGAAGUGUGGUUAGGGCCGGAUGGCCUUGGUCAUUUCCAACUCACCAUCAUAAAAUCGAUUCAAAGGAAACGGGUUCACGUUGAUCAUGCUCAUGCUGGUCAAAGUGUUAGUCUAAAUCUUAAGCGAAUCAAACGCUCUGGAGUUCGAAAAGGAAUGGUCAUCCUUUCUAAAAAUCUCGAAAGUCCACCGAAAGCUACUAAAGUCUUCGAAGGUCAAGUAUUGAUCCUAUACCACAACAGUACCAUCCAGCCCAACUAUCAAGCAAUGCUUCAUGUUGGGAGUGUGAGACAAACCGUCAAGAUUUUAUCUAUCGAGAAGAGUAAAGUCUUGAGGACUGGUGAUCGAGCUAAGAUCAAGUUCGAAUUUAUGAAGCAACCCGAGUUUGUCAAGCUUGGCCAAAAACUUCUGUUUAGAGAAGGUAAAACAAAAGGCUUAGGCGUCAUAACUAAACUCCUUUAACCGCAUGGCAAAAAACUAACAAAAGAAAAAAGGUGCCAAACUCAUCAUUAGUCUGAUUGGUCUGAUGUCUCAUACACCUAUGAUAACUCAAUGGUCUCAUGAGCACCUAUGAUAACUAUAGCUUCUAGCUGCCCCCACCUUAUGUUUUCUUUUCUGUUUCUUUAUAUCCAAUGUUUGUAAAUUGAUGUAUGUUGUAAAAAUAUUUUGUUGUCCUGAGAAACCUUUAUAACCAUUGUCUCCUCCAAGAAAACAUCACUGACUUGUCUGAGAUGUUUUGUUUCUGGAUUUUUAAAUGUAUUUCCAUUCCCCAUUUUUUUUUCUCCUAAAGCCAUAUGUCUGAGUCUUGUCUGACAUUAUGAUAUUUUUGCAAGUCUCCCUGGGUACUACCUCCUCUUUGAAAGAAGAAAUGAAAAAUUGUCUAUUUCAGACAGAUUCUGAAUGGAUUCUUUUGAGCUCCUGCAUGCACUUCAC
Molecule: messenger RNA, 2780 nt
Organism: Puccinia graminis f. sp. tritici CRL 75-36-700-3
Lineage: Eukaryota; Fungi; Basidiomycota; Pucciniomycetes; Pucciniales; Pucciniaceae
Exons: 14
Coding region: 315-2309 (664 amino acids)
Biological process (GO): translational elongation
Molecular function (GO): GTPase activity; GTP binding; translation elongation factor activity
Source: RefSeq, a predicted model, not a curated record